Molecule: messenger RNA, 2370 nt
Organism: Lolium rigidum
Lineage: Eukaryota; Viridiplantae; Streptophyta; Magnoliopsida; Poales; Poaceae
Product: probable auxin efflux carrier component 8
Exons: 6
Coding region: 1147-2235 (362 amino acids)
Biological process (GO): auxin polar transport; auxin export across the plasma membrane
Cellular component (GO): plasma membrane; endoplasmic reticulum
Molecular function (GO): auxin efflux transmembrane transporter activity
Source: RefSeq, a predicted model, not a curated record
UAUAAGUAAAAUAUUUAUCGUCUGACGGAACAUAACAAGUUAGUUCAAUAGUUCUUCUCAUAGUAAAGUGUGGACCACCAUGCUGCUGGGCGAAUUGAACUCUGCUGAAGUGAUGAUCAAUUAAACACCAGACCGACAAGCUAUGCCAAAGCUUAUGUAUCAUUUGCUGGAGUUGUCACACGAUUUCUUUUUCCAAAGUCCUGUUCUGCUGACCAGAAAACAAAAGGACAAGAGAAAAAAAAAUUGCUAUUCUGCCUUUGAACUGUUGGGGCACGUGCGUUGGUCAUUGUACUCCUUAGCAUGCUGGGCAAUGUGUCUCAUGCUAACAAGCCACAGCUAACUUAGCUAGCUGCAGAAGAGGAACACAACCCAUUAAACACGCCUUGAUUCUGUGCUUCAUUUGUGACAUUUUUAAGAGUGGUACCUGAGUUCAGACAGAAAAGAUACAGCAAAUAGCUUAUGGAGAAGUCAGAUAAAAUAACUUAUUUUCCGUAAAAAACACAAGGAGAUUUCCUAUAAAAAAAGCGGCACAAAGAAAGCAUCAAAACAUUUCUGGGUACACGAUGAGCCCCCCUAAUAAAAUUCAUGCCCCACAAAUGGUUAUAGCUCAAGAACAUUAGAAAUAUUAGAAGGUACAUCGAGUUAUUAACAUGACAAAAUCUAGAGGUCCACUGAGUAAACAAGGUAUAGGGAAGCUUACCAAAAGGCCAUACAUUUCUUAAUAUUCUGGAUUGCUCUUUCAUUAUUAUUAUCAUAUGUAAGCAGGUAAAUAAAAUAAUAAGGCACUUUUAGUUGGUUGAAAGACAUGAAUCUGGAUAAAGACAGGAUUUAGUCCACGUAAUCAUCUCACUCCUUUACAUUCAACACAAACAUGGUCAAUCGGUAUCAUCAUUCACAAAGAGGGGUCCUACAUGCAUAGUUUUCUCUUCAGAUGUUUAGUAACAAAGCUGCAAGAGUGAUUUAAUCAGCAUGGGUAACUUGGACAAUUUGAAAGGCGCUGCUAAAGCUAAACCCUGCAUGGAAAAGUUUGCACAAAACCUGGCUUCUGUCUGUAGUCUAUAUAAGGCAGCAACAGUGCGCCCAAAAGCUUUCUAGAUCUCAACCCGGCAACAGAUUUGGAGUGUUCUUCAGGCUCCUCUCUCCAUUAUGAUAUCUUGGGUUGCCAUCUACCAUGUUCUUGAAGCGACAGUACCACUGUAUGUAGCCAUGAUACUAGCCUACCUAUCCAUAAAAUGGUGGAAGUUGUUCACCCCAGAGCAGUGCUCUGGGAUCAACAAGUUCGUAGCCAAGUUCUCCAUCCCUCUUCUCUCUUUCCAGGUCAUCUCUACAAACAAUCCUUACGACAUGAACCUCAAGCUCAUAUUUGCAGACAUCCUACAGAAGUCUCUCGCCCUGCUGGGAUUCGCAGCCAUUUCCAGAGCAUGUUGCACCAAGAAGUUUGAUUGGCUGAUUACAGGUUUCUCUUUGUCGACACUGCCCAAUACAUUGAUUGUUGGUAUCCCCUUGCUGAAAGGAAUGUAUGGCGAUGAAGCUGUCAAGCUGAUAAGUCAAAUAGUUGUCCUACAGAGCCUAAUUUGGUACACACUUCUUCUCUUUCUGCUUGAAUUCCGGGCUGCUAAAGGAAUCGCUGCCACACCAUCAUCUGAAAUUUUAGCUGAGGAAGAACCGGGUACUAUAGGAACUACACAACAAACCUACCAAGAGAGCCAGUCGAAAGGUGUAACAGCAAGAUGUUCUAGGGCUUUUCGCUUUUUGUUGGUGGUUGGAAAGAAGCUAGUGAUGAAUCCGAACAUGUACGCAUGCCUGAUCAGUUUAAUUUGGGCGCUAAUUAGCUUCAGGUGGCAAAUACAGUUACCCUUGAUCGUCAGCAACUCCAUAAGAAUACUCUCAGAUGGAGGGCUGGGAAUGGCAAUGUUCAGCCUAGGCCUUUUCACUGCUCUACAAACAAAAAUUAUAGCCUGUGGAACUAAGAAGAUGCUACUAUCACUUAGCAUCAGGUUCUUCCUAGGACCAGCCCUGAUGGUGAUCUCUUCCUAUGCCGUUGGGAUGCGUGGAAUCUUGCUCAAGGUGGCCAUUGUGCAGGCAGCUCUACCUCAAGGAAUAGUGCCAUUUGUGUUUGCGAAGGAGUAUAAUGUGCACGCAGAUAUCCUAAGCACUGGGAUAAUUGUUGGCAUGAUGGUUGCAGUUCCUGCUGCGCUUGCUUACUACUUUGUUUUCGAUCAGCCUAGAUUCUGAGGUCCUAACCUAUGGAUAUUUAAAUCAUAAUAACUCAAUUUAUGUUCAUUUGAUAAAACAGUAGCAGAGCAGUGCAAUGUAAAGGGUAAAUUCAGCCAUGGCCACAUGGGCGUGAAUAUUUUGCCAGGCUGUAAA